Messenger RNA from Scatophagus argus, 3683 nucleotides. RefSeq names its product OFD1 centriole and centriolar satellite protein (gene ofd1). The transcript has 22 exons. Bases 294 to 3494 code for a protein of 1066 amino acids. Gene Ontology annotation, molecular function: protein binding. The record is from RefSeq and is a predicted model, not a curated record. Gene Ontology annotation, biological process: epithelial cilium movement involved in determination of left/right asymmetry. NCBI's taxonomy places the organism in Eukaryota, Metazoa, Chordata, Actinopteri, Scatophagidae. Gene Ontology annotation, cellular component: centrosome; ciliary basal body.
GAACAAGAAUUUCCGUUGACGGAUUUAAAUGUUGGAGGCACGCCUCCUGCAAAAGAAGCCUGAGAUAGUUUUUGGCAAUUAGGCUGGUUAAUGGAGAGCUUUUUCUGUUUUUUUUAGACGAAAGACUUUUGAGAAAUCAUAUCAGGUAUUGUUAAGAUAGAUAUAUAACAGACACACAGGUAAGAACUUUGCAAGUUCUUGAAAACUGAGGGUUUUGUUCUGUAAAUUAGCUCGUCGCGUUAGCUACUUUUGACACUCCUAUGUCGGGAUCUCCAUAACAACACCCGACAGUUAUGUCCUCGACUAAGGAAGACACGCUAUCCCCAGAUGAGCUGCGGAAAAGACUCUAUCAGACUUUUAAGAAUAAAGGAGUGCUUGAUACUCUGAAAACACAGAUGCGAAAUCAGCUCAUCCAGGAGUUAAAACACCCACCUCUGAGUGGAGCAGAACCAGUUCUCAGACCAGUACCUGUCAAGUCUGAGCCCCUGUUGGUCUCAGCCUGUAACAGCAUAGUGGCUGAUCAUCUCCGCACUUCUGGGUAUGAGUACACCCUUUCUGUAUUCUGCCCUGAAAGUGGCCUAUGCAAGGACAAGGUUUCCACAAAAGGAGACCUUCUUCAGCUUUUGAAAAUUAGGCCCGAAUCUGCCCUUUACCGAUCCCUGUCUUUGAUCAAAGAUGAUAAAGCAGGGUUUCUUCUCAGCCUUCUAACACAGCUAACGCAACAUUAUUCUCAUCGUUUGUGCCACGACGCUGACACUCAGACAAUCAGCACAGGAAGUUAUGGAGAGUCUCUUGUUGAGAAAAUGAAGAUGAUCGAUAAGGAAUAUGAGAGCUUCAAUUACAGUGGGGACCGACUGUUUUCAUUCCAAUCAAAACUGGCUGCUUACAGAAAGGAAGUUGAGGCACAGUUCCAAGUGGAAAUGAACACAAAGAUGCAACAUUUCAAAGAUGUUGAAAUCUCUAAGGUGAGGAUGGAAGAAAAAGCUAAAUUUCAUAAAGAAUUUGAUAAGCUGAAGCAUGAAUUGGAGAGGACUUAUGAAAUGAAGGCGAAGGCGUUGAUGGACCGGGAGAAAAAUGCCAUCGAUCGGUUACAAAAACAACAAGAGAUUGAAGAAAAAAAUGUGUAUAUGCAGAGACAAUCGGUCCUGAAAGAAAUUGAAACACUGCGGAACAGAGAAAAUGAGCUGAGGAUGAGAGUGGAGGGUUUUGAAAAGACUUGUCAAAUUCAUGAGGAGAAGGUUAAGACCACCGAAGAGCUGCUGAGGAGGAGAGAAAUGGCAGUGAAGACUAUGGAGGACACGUACGACCAAAGGCUGAGGAAAGAACUUUCUAGGUAUCAGCUUGAGUUGAAGGAAGAGUUUGUCAAGAGAACAGAAAGACUGACUGAGAACGAGAACAGAAACAGAGUGGAAACUGCUCGAAUCCAAAAGGAGUCAGCUGCCAUUGAUGCCAGAUUAGAGGAGCACAGCAGGGUGUGUUCAGAGCUGAGACGACUGCAGAUUGAGCUAGACACGGCACAGCAGCAGAUUUCUCUGCUGUGUCAGCAGAAGGAGCUGUUGAAGGAAAGACUGGACACUAUGAGCGACUACCCAAGCUUGAAAAGAGAGAAAGCUGAGCUGCAGGCACAGCUGCAGCUGCUGAAGAAACAGCUGGAAGAGGCCCAAGAGGAAAACUGUCUUCUCCAUGCAGAUUUAGGUAAGCCAUCCAAAGAGCAGCUGGCCUUGCAGAUUGAGCUACAGAGGCUGCAGAACGCUCGCAGGCUGGAUGAGGAAGAGUUUGACAACCAGAAACAGGUGCUGCAGGCACAGCUCCAGACUGAGGUGGAGCGGUGCGCUCAGCUCAGCGCUCAGUUGAUAGCAUGUGAGGAGAAGUCGCAGUGGAUGACUAACCACAUGGAGGACAUUAAGAUGCAGCUUCGCCAAACUCAGCAAGCUCUUGAAAAUGAAGUGCUGCGUAACCCCAAGCCUUCUCUUGUUGAUCGCUCAGUAUUGGAGCUGAGCGCUGACAAGCUGGUUCCCCCUGACAUCUAUAUGGGCAGACCUCUUAUGAGGGCCAGGAUGGAUUAUGAUAAUUUUUCUGAAGCAGGUGGGCCUGUGAGAGGACGCAAGUUGCCUUGGAUAGACUCUCCAGACUCCGACAUGGAGCUGGUUGCUGAAGCCAAGGCUCGGAUCCAGGAGCUGCAGAAGGAGGCUGAAACCUUGGAGGAAGCCUACAGGAGCUACCAGCAGAGGGCAGUGCACUCCUCCAUCUCACACAUGCUUCCCCCAAGACCUCUUUCCCCACAACGAGGACAUCAGUCACAUUGCAGUGACUCUUCUCUUAGAAAACAAAUCUCUCACCAUUCACACACCCACUCAUUCCACAAAUCAAAGGUCUCACACAGGCCAUCAUCUCCAAAAACUCCCUCUUACUUGUCACCCCAUGACACCAGGAACACCAUACCAACUGUGCAACAGAAAGUGACCUUCUCAGAAGACCGUAACCAACCACAGUCCACAGUUUUCACUGACCACAAUCUCCAUUCAUUCACUGAACAUCUGUUUCCCAGAGAUGGAUGCCCUCAGGAUGGAGGCAGUCCUCCAUUCAGUCAUGCGUCCACCACGCCGCACUCUUCCUCCAGGAAAAAACUUCAAAGAGAGAUUUCACAAGAAGCAGCAGUGUCUCCAGUGGCUUUCCCGGAGAUGGCAUCUGACAGACACAUCCCUUGUGGCCCCCACGAUGAGGUGGCGACCUCAGGUGACUUAUCCUCUGAGCUCAGUCCACCUCAGAGUCCGCAGCUCAAGAGCACAGCACGGAACCAGUCCAGUCCGCCAAAGCUGUCACCUGUGCUGUCCAGCCUGGAGUCUUCCCCACAGCCAGAAAAAAUAAGCCUGGAAGAUCUCACAGGAAUUUUGUCAGAGCCCGGCCACAUUCCAGAGCUUCUCCUGGACACUGCCGUCCCUCUCUCUGAGGAGGCCCCUGACGGCCCCGCUGCCCCCCGCCCACCAGACCUCCCAGAAGACCCGGUAGACUUGCAGGGCCAGGCGGAAGUCCCACAAACCUCAGGUGAAUCUACUAAGGGCAAAGGUGAAGAGGAUGAGGAGCAGAGAUGGGAAAGGGAACGAAAGGAAAGACAAGAACGAAGGCAAAGGGAGCAAGAGGAAGCCAGAGAGAGGGAGCUGCAAGAACUUGAAAGACUUGACAAAGAGAUGCUUUCUCAAGAUGUCGAGCAUCCACGACAAGAGGCAGAAGAAGAUGAAGAAACUGGAAUUAAGAAAGGAGGAGAUGAAGUGCAGAAGCAAGAGGUCAAUAAUGACGGGGAGGAGGCUAAAGGGGAAAAUCCACUGGAGAAAUACAUGAAGAUGGUCCUGGAAGCAAGAGAGAAGCAGCAGCUUGCACAGAGCCCUGGAUCACAAGAAGGACAUACAAGCCCAGAGGCCAAGAGUUUGUCUGAGGAGAAAGACAACAGCAUUGCAGCUUAUUCACACAAGGAUGAAGAUGAUGAUUUCUGGUGAACCGGUUGUGCCAGAGGGCUAUCAAGAACUGAUGCAUUAUGUAAGCCUCUGUGGGUCUGUACUGUUUUUAACAAGUGUGAAGCGUUUAUUUAUAUUUUAAGAUUGUUUUUUCAGUAUGUAUAUUUGACACCAUUUUUUAAAAACAUCAACUGCAUACAGUAUGAGUGAAUAAAUCACACUGUAAUGUUU